CUGUCUCCCAUCUUUGUUUAUAUCUCACAUAACCUUAUAGAAACCUUCUUAUUUCAUAUUAUGAUUUUUACUGAAAUUAUAAAAUGUCAGUGAUUGAAGUUUCCAGUUUGUGUAAUCAUGCAUUUAUUAAUGAACUGCGAGACAAAAUAUGUGCAGAAUCAACGAAAUGUAUGGAUCUUAUAGCCUAUGGCCAAGACAUAUUAUAUAUCUGGAAUAGUUUUGAUGCUUGUGUUCACGCCGUUAAUAUUAAACAAUCUAUUCGUGAUUCUGAUUUGAAUACUCAAGUAGUGCUACACCCUAUUCAAGGUAUUUCAUUCUCACCUGAAAGAUUGUUGUUAAAUUUUUCAAGCACUCUUUUAGCUUUGACCGCUAAUACUGAUGGCAAUUCUGGUAUAGCCGUUUUGGAUUUACCAGAAAGGUGGUCUACUAUACAUAAAUCUUUGAAAGUGAAAUGCACCAAUAUUGGAGAAAGGCUGUUUUUUGGAGAACAACAAACCCUUCGGCAGGCUAAGUGGCAUCCUGGGUCUCCUUCUGAUUCUCAUUUAAUUGUUCUUACAUCUGAUGAAUGCUUGCGGUUGUAUGACGUUUCUAAUGGAGAAGUUUUAUGGAAAUGUAUUUUAUCACAUAAAAGUAAACUUAGUACUCACACAAAUAUUCCUUCCAAAAUUUCAUUGGGUGAUACACCUAUAGAUUUCGAUGUUGGCCCACCACCUGUUGUUGAUGAUGCUUCUAAAAUAAAAUGGCCAAUCAUGGUGCUCUGGGGCAAUGGUGAUAUUUAUUGUGUAGAAACAGCAAUUGAAGAUGAUAGAGAAAGAAUUCCAGCCCAAGGGCCAUUACGUAUGUUUCCAAGUUCAGAUGAUAACUACGGAUCAGAUGCUAGUUCCAUUUUAGUACUACAUACAUUACCUCCUAUUGUAGCAUUUUCUACGUGUGUUGGAACAAUUUAUAAUUGCAUUUAUCUGAAUAAUGAUAGUUUUAAAUCUGAUUCUGAAAAAUCCUUAUGCGUUGUUGAGUGUAUAGAAUUAGAAGUUGGAAUAUCUUUGGGAGAUGACGAUGAAUUAGUAUCAUGUCCUAUUCAUUUAAUGAAAAAUCCUGUUGAAAAGUCCAUGUAUUUUUCUGUUCACAAAGCUGGAAUUCAUUCUAUUACUUUGCCUCUCGUUACCAAGCUUUAUGAGUUUUUAGAAAGCCCUGAAGUUGACUUUUCGCCCUAUACUAGUGAAAGUCUUGUGGAAUAUUUACUCUGUACCGGUGUUAACAAAGGAUCAUCUCUGACAGCUCUACCAUUGUUAGGUUGUGCAUUUGUAGAUUUGUCAUCAAGCUUACUAGUUUUACUUAACAAUCAAGAUCUUAUAAAUAUUAAAAUAACUCCUCAUAUUUUACAUUCCAUGCAGAAUUUGGAAACCUCAAUUGAUCGUAAUCAUGAAGAUGAUGGAUUUUUACUGCAUAUUCAGAAUAUUCUUAAAGAGCACGGCCCAGGUCCAGUUAUGAAAUUACCAGAUUCAAAUCCUAAAGAUAUAUAUAAUGUAAUUUAUAAAAUGAAACUGCAGUACAAGGCUACUAUGGAAGCCCAUGAAAAAGUGGCAAACAAGUUGGAAUCAAAAUCAACCACAUUAAUGGCUGCAUUACUUCAGCAACAGAAAGAUGUUAUAACUCUUGGUGAAGAAAAAGAAAAGCUAUUUACUACAGCUGUUCAAAUAGCGCAGAGAUAUCAAGAAAUAAAUGAAAAACAAAUGAGUUUAAUGUGUCGGAUGGAAAAUAUCAUGAGAAAUGUUUGCCUCGAUUCAAGAUUAACUGAAAAAGAACGCCAAGCUCUUACAUAUCUAGACGAUAUUCAUAGAAAGAUAUCUAUUUAUGAAGAUGAAAUAAGACGGAUACGGGUUGGCUGUAAACACCAAGAGUCCGUUUUAGAAGAAAGGGUUGUGAACAUGACUAAAAAAGGAAUUGAUUUAGGUAAUGUGAGAGGUAAAUUGAUUCGAAAACAGUUACACAACCUUACCACCAAAAUGUCAGAAGUAAUGAGAAAAAUAAAAGAUAUAGAAGAAGCUAUACCAGAGAUAAUGUUGCAGUCUUCUUUGUCAUUUGUAAGACUGAACUAAAUAAUAUUACAGUUUUGAUGUGUAACAUAUGCUUAAAUAGAAAGAGAAAAGUAUAAAGUAAUUUAUGUAUUUUUCUGAAAAAAAAGUAAUACAAAUUUUACUUUAAAAAAUAAAAAAAUAACCCACAUAAUAUGAGAUAUGUAAGUUGAAGGUUAGUUUUCAAUAUAAAAAAUAUUGCUAAAAUAAGUUAAAAAAUGUUCAUAAAAAGUUAUUCCGUUUCUAAUGAACCAUAUAUAUUUUUUUUCAGAUUUAUUAAAUAAGUUAAGUCUGCCUUUAAAAAGUGAUUAUAAAUUAAAAAUAACUAUGAAGAUGUAAAUAUUCAUCAUUUGACGUAAUAAAAGUGUAUAUAAUGGAAAAACUUUGUCGAUCUGUAUAUUUAUUGUUAAGCCAUAAAAUAGUUGUUAUGUUAUAUAAUAAAUAUAUUUUGAUUACAACAGUUAAAUGAUUGAAAUAUAAAUAUUGGAAAAUACUUUAGCUUUAAUACAAGCCCUACAAUUUAUUUUAGGUUAAUAGUUGUUGAUAAACAAAUAAAAAUAAUUCAUAUUAGUUUGUUGUAUACUAUCUUUUAGAUAAUAUGAGCUAUUUUAUAUUGAUUUUGAAAUAAUCUUUUACCAAGUUUGUUUUCAGUGUUUAGAAAUUAGUUUUUCUAUUUUGCGUUGUAGAGGUAGUUUUUGUAUAAAUAAUCAAAUAAAUCAAAGAUUAUACAUUA
Messenger RNA from Nezara viridula (southern green stink bug), 2805 nucleotides. NCBI's taxonomy places the organism in Eukaryota, Metazoa, Arthropoda, Insecta, Hemiptera, Pentatomidae. The record is from the annotation of a GenBank genome assembly.